AUGUCCCUUGAAACCAGGCUUGAAGAGGCAACUCUGAAACAGGAAAUGUACCAAACUGAACCUUAUGUUCCAAAAGGCAAAGGGCACAUGGUUGAAAUGGAACUACAGGAACUGGAGCAGGACACGACAUUGGAGGAAGGGCCAUGCUGUUCAAAGGACCUUUCCAAGGCAGUCAAAAAGGAAACAGAUAAGGACAUCCACCCUCAAAUGCAGUUCCAAGCUCCCAUGGAAAAUGAUUUGAUGGUCAAAACAGCUAUCUCAAAUAUAAUGAAAAGCCAGGUAAUGGUGUCUCUUGAAGAAGCAAUGGCCAUGUCCCCUCAGAUUCAGAAACAUCUGUUCCAGCAGAUGCAAUCUCAGAAAGUACCUCAAAUGGCACCUGUAUGGAGCACAAUGGCCACUAUUGAGGAAAUUUUGACAGGAGCAGAACCUGUAAUGCAUACGGAGGAGCACAAAAAGCCAGCACUCUCAAGAGGUAUUAUCACAGCUCCGGAGGUUGUCAGAUUGAGAGAUGUUUCCAUUGAACUCAGAGACACUGGUUUUUGA
Messenger RNA from Dacryopinax primogenitus, 543 nucleotides. RefSeq lists its product as uncharacterized. The record is from RefSeq and is a predicted model, not a curated record. The coding region runs from base 1 to 543 and encodes 180 amino acids. The transcript has a single exon. NCBI's taxonomy places the organism in Eukaryota, Fungi, Basidiomycota, Dacrymycetes, Dacrymycetales, Dacrymycetaceae.